AUGUCCAAGUCCAAGUCCAAGGGAAAGGGAAAGCUGUCGCCCACCACUCUCUCUGGAAACCGACCAGCAGUCCCGCCGCUCCCAAAUCCUGCCACUGGAAGUGCAAACCCUGCUGCAUCGUUUCCUUCACUAUGGUCUUACAUGCGACCUGCCCUCGACCACAUAGUCUGCUCGCCUACAAACGAGACACUCAAGGCCCCCGCCAUCGAUGUUAAUUUUUACUCGGGCAUUCACACUGCGUGUUACAAUUAUUUCACGGCACAAAAUGAACUCGCAAGUGCCACUGCGGACCCACGUGCAAAUGAUGCUGUUCUUGCCAGCGGUGCAGAACUUUACGAACAUCUCGAUCGCUAUUUCUCCGAGGUCGUGCGCGAGCUUUUCCUCUCUGCGCCUCAAGAUGACACAACUCUCAUACACUACGUGAUCCCGUCGUUUACUCGCUACUCUGCCGGGGUCCACUCUGUGAACCGCCUGCUCAAUUACUUUAACCGACAUUACGUCAAACGCGCUGUGGACGAGGACAUGGGCUGGCUUCGUCUUCGCGAUGUCCUUGAUCCUAAUUCGACCCACACCGAAAGUAUUGCACUAUCUCCUGCCAACAGCAAGGCACAGAGCAUUGCAACUCUGAUGAAGGGAAUGGACGCGAUCCCAGAGAAGAUAGCUCUCAAAAUGAAGGAGAGACGAACAGAGGAAUUAAAGAAAUGGGGUUACCUUGAUGGUGGAUCGCCUGAAGCGUUAGCCGAAGCGGAGGCGUGCGCCGAAACUGCAAGCUCGCUAGACCGUGUGGUUCCCAUUAUCUCUCUCGCGCACCGGCGCUUUAGGACCGAUUUCUUUGAGCCGCUUCUCAUCACUCCCAAAAUCGGCUCGGGUGCCAAGUCAAAGGUAAAGCAUAAAAUUCCGAAAGCUCCAACGACGAAACCACCCAACGGUGUGGCACCCUUCAUGGGCCCUAAAGGACGUCUUGCUCGAUCCGUGGAACAAUUCCUAUCUUCUAAAGACCAUACUCCGGAGGACAAAACACAAGUGGCCACGGCGCUUUCGAAGGCGCUCAAGGUUACUGGUGUGAAGCCUAGUCAUCCUCUGAGAAGGAGGCUGGAAAAAUACCUUACGGCUACAUGA
Molecule: messenger RNA, 1119 nt
Organism: Pleurotus ostreatus (oyster mushroom)
Lineage: Eukaryota; Fungi; Basidiomycota; Agaricomycetes; Agaricales; Pleurotaceae
Exons: 2
Coding region: 1-1119 (372 amino acids)
Source: RefSeq, a predicted model, not a curated record